AUGGAGAAGUUGAAGAAAUACGUAUCAGUGAAAGAUGAAGAUCAGUUUUAUCAUCAGGGAGCUGUGGAGUUGCUAGUCUUUAACUUUCUGCUCAUUCUUACAAUAUUAACAAUUUGGUUGUUUAAAAACCAUCGAUUCCGCUUUCUGCAUGAAACUGGAGGAGCUAUGCUUUAUGGCCUUGUAAUGGGAUUAAUUAUACGAUAUGCAACAAAAGCAUCAGAUGUUGAAAGUGGAACUGUUUAUGAAUGUGACAAGCUGAAAUCUGGGCCAUCCACUCUACUUAUUAAUAUAACUAAUCAGGUCUAUGAAUAUCAAUACAAAAGAGAGAUCAGCCACCACAAUGUCAAUGGUCACCAGGGCAAUGCAAUGCUUCAAAAGAUGACAUUUGAUCCUUCCAUCUUCUUCAAUAUUUUGCUGCCACCUAUUAUAUUUCAUGCUGGAUAUAGUUUAAAGAAGAGACAUUUUUUUCGUAACUUAGGAUCGAUUUUAACCUACGCCUUUUUGGGAACUGCCAUCUCCUGCAUUGUCAUAGGGUUGAUAAUGUAUGGUUUUGUGAAGGCCAUGGUACACAUUGGCCAGUUAAAAGGAUGGGAAUUCCACUUCACUGACUGUUUAUUUUUUGGAUCGCUGAUGUCUGCCACAGAUCCAGUGACAGUCCUUGCUAUUUUCCAUGAGCUGCAUGUGGAUACAGAUUUGUACACAUUCCUGUUUGGAGAGAGUGUCCUAAAUGAUGCUGUGGCUAUCGUGCUGACAUACUCUAUAUCCAUUUACAGUCCUAAGGAGAAUCCUAAUGCGUUUGAUGCUGCUGCAUUCUUCCAGUCAGUGGGAAAUUUCCUGGGGAUCUUUGCUGGAUCAUUUGCCAUGGGGUCCUCUUAUGCUGUUGUCACAGCUUUAUUGACAAAAUUUACAAAGCUGUGUGAGUUUCCUAUGUUGGAGACAGGUCUCUUUUUCCUCCUAUCCUGGAGUGCCUUCUUAUCAGCAGAAGCUGCUGGUCUUACAGGUAUUGUUGCAGUCCUUUUCUGUGGAGUCACACAGGCCCAUUAUACCUACAACAAUCUGUCACCAGAUUCCAAAAUGAGAACUAAACAGUUGUUCGAGUUCAUGAAUUUUUUGGCUGAGAAUGUCAUCUUCUGUUACAUGGGACUUGCACUAUUCACGUUUCAAAAUCAUAUCUUCAAUCCUCUUUUUAUAUUUGGUGCAUUUGUGGCAGUUUUUGUAGCAAGAGCUUGCAACAUAUACCCACUUUCUUUCCUUUUGAAUUUGGGUCGAAAACAAAAGAUUCCCAGGAACUUUCAGCACAUGAUGAUGUUUUCAGGUUUACGUGGUGCAAUAGCAUUUGCAUUGGCUAUUCGAGACACAGAAUCCCAGCCCAAACAAAUGAUGUUUACAACAGCACUGCUUAUUGUGUUUUUCACAGUCUGGGUAUUUGGUGGGGGCACAACACCAAUGCUCGCGUGGCUUCAGAUCAGAGUUGGCAUAGAUCCAGAUGAAGAUCUGAAAGCAGAAGCUGCAAGCCAGAGUGUAUCUAACUUGGAUAAAAACACAACCAAAGCCGAGAGUGCAUGGCUGUUCAGAAUAUGGUAUGGCUUUGACCAUAAAUACCUAAAACCUAUCUUAACCCAUGCCGGUCCACCUCUCACAACAACAUUACCUGAAUGGUGUAAUCCUGUUGCCAGGCUUCUGACCAGCCCCAGUGCAUAUGGCGAUCAACUGAAGGAUGAUGACACAGAUCACAUCAUAAAUAAUGAUGAAUUGACUGAAAACUAUGAAUCAUCUGCUCACAUACCAGUGCCAGCGCAGGACAGAACAGGCUCCACCCAGGCUACAGGCAAGGAAGAUAUUCAUGAAGGAGACCUAGGAUUAGGAGGGUACAAACUCCAGCUUGAACACACUGCAGGUCAACCCCAGAUGAAUUCAUUGGCGUGAACAGUGUAAUGUUAAU
Molecule: messenger RNA, 1942 nt
Organism: Gymnogyps californianus (California condor)
Lineage: Eukaryota; Metazoa; Chordata; Aves; Accipitriformes; Cathartidae
Gene: SLC9A9
Product: solute carrier family 9 member A9
Exons: 16
Coding region: 1-1926 (641 amino acids)
Biological process (GO): regulation of pH; proton transmembrane transport; sodium ion transport
Cellular component (GO): membrane; recycling endosome
Molecular function (GO): sodium:proton antiporter activity
Source: RefSeq, a predicted model, not a curated record